AUGAGGCGAAUGCCGGUUAUUGGCAACGACUCCACCCCGCAAACUCUCUCGUCGCGGCUUUUGGUUUCAAGCUUUGAAGAAUCCCUAUCGCCCUUUGAUAACGCGUUUCGCAUAGCCGAUGGAAUUGCACUCGACACAGACGCCGACCGCUGGUAUGGCAAGAUCAAAGGCCAAGCGGGUCUCUCGUGCAUGUCUUUCAUGCCCGAUUCGGAGGGAGUUUCUGGUGUGCCUCCAUGUCGCCGAUGCGUUGAACAACAAUUAGAAUGUGUUCUCACAAAGUCGAGACGUGGAGGGCGCAGAAUCAAAGGCGUUCGUACUUCUACUAUUCAACUGGCCAGUCACGACAAUGAAGGCCAUGACCUAGCUACCACUACGCACGACGACGACGGCAGCGAUUAUCAUAGCCGGCAAACAAGUCAUUCUCACCCCGACCAGCAUCCAGCCGGCACGGAUGAUAUGCGAGGAUGGUUGUCUUCGCAGCAAACCGGCAACUGGCAAGGGGAUAGCCAUGACGAGGGUGGUUCCACUCGCGAGCUCGCGGAAUCGAGAACGAGUUCAGAUGGUUUAGAAGGACAUAUUGCCACUACGGAUCUUUUGAAUCCCUCGGAUGCCCUCGAUCUUCUCGCUCAAGUUGCCGACUUGGAUCCCAGUAGACAACGAAAUGCAUCGGCGGGGCAAGCUGACUCAAACAAUAGACUCGUACACGGUAUGCAGCAGGCAAUUGGUAGAUCAGCUACCAGCUAUUAUCCUCCGCUGGAUGAUGGAAUCCUGACACCGUCAGAGGCGUCUUAUCUUGUCAAGAGAUAUCAUGAGAAGUUCCAUCCCUUCUUUCCAGUGGCUCAUAGUUCCAUAUUCGAAGAGGGUUCCAUAUCCGAAUGGGCCGCCAAGGAGCCUCAUCUCUUGACAGCUAUUCUCACCGUCGCCUCGAAAGAUGACCCGUCUUGGUUUAGAGUGUACGACGCGUGCUCUCGCCACAUUGAAACGUUCAUGUCAAAUCUGAUAUACGCUGGAUCCACAUCUGUUGGCUCUGUGGAGGCGCUUCUCAUUCUUGCAGAAUGGGCGCCACAACGCCCUCAAGAAAAUUCCGCCAUAGGGUGUGGUCAAGAAGAUCAUGGUGCUUGGAUGCUUGUUGGCUUGGCGAUUAGGCUAGGAUACCUGCAGAGGCUUGAGCAGACAGCACUGUUGCCGGACGAGGGAAAGCUUUCUGCAGAAAUGAGUCGGAAACGGGUUGUUUGGGCAGCAUGCUACAUGUGCGACCGACAAGUGUCAAUCCGACUUGGGAAGGGAUUUUGGUCGCGUGGGCCUGGCCCGGCUCUUCAUUUACGCGCUGCAGACUUUCCGACGUUACAUGAGCAAGCGCUUGGCCCUGACAACAUGGGGCUGUUGUUUCAAGCCCACCUUGAACUGACCCAGCUGAUCAGCAAUGCCCAUGAUAUUUUGUACUCGUCAACGAGUCACAGGCAGCAGUUGUACAUAGGUGGAGAGUAUGUCAGAUACAUUGAUGAUUUUGCUUCCAUGGUACGGAAGUGGAAACUUUCAUGGGCAAACCACAGCUUCACACCUCCUGUGAAAGCAUCUUUGGUGCUAUCAUUCGAAUUCUUGCGGCUCUACAUCAACGCUUUCGCUUUUCAAGCUAACUUGAACAGGGCUGCAGCUCGGAAUGCUCAAGUAGGGUCAGGGAAGACCAGCGGGCCGCUGUUCUCCAACGUUGCUGGAAAGCCGGAUGCCCGAUUCAUCUACGAGUCAAUCGAUGCUGCGAAUUCGCUGCUCAGCAUAUUGAAUAGCUUUAUCGACCCUGUGGCUGGUCUCAAGUGCAUGCCACUGAAAUACUGCCUAUAUGUCAUUUAUGCUGCCGUAUUUUUGUUCAAGGCAAGGCUGGCAGGAGCCAUCAGUAGCGAGGGUGGCGACCGCGGAGUCCGGCGUGCCAUCCAGGGCACCAUUGCACAGCUACAAAAAACAUCGGAUAACCCACAUAGCCUUGGACGGCGAUACGCCACAUCACUUCGUCUACUUUGGAGAAAAUCUUGUACGAAGCAAUCAAGCAAAUCUGCCUCUCAUCAGGAUCCCUUGACUGAGCCGUCAACGCCGACAAUGGACGAGGUCGAAAGACACGAUGGCAUUCCUUUACCGCCCAGCGGUAAACCAACGAUGGAUAUGGACCCUUUGAGCGGAUUUUCAUGGAGAGAUUUGGAUUCUUUGGGACAAUUUAUUGCCAGCAACUCAACAAUGAGCAUGGCAGAUGGGAUGCUUGCUGGUGCAGACUUUGAUUGGGAACACAGCUCGGGUGGUCUUGAUGACCUUGUAGUGCAGCCACAGUUUGACACGAGGUGGGCUGGACACGAUAUAAUUUUCUAA
Trichoderma virens Gv29-8 is the source of this 2355-nucleotide messenger RNA. RefSeq lists its product as uncharacterized. The transcript has 7 exons. Gene Ontology annotation, cellular component: nucleus. The coding region runs from base 1 to 2355 and encodes 784 amino acids. Gene Ontology annotation, biological process: DNA-templated transcription. Gene Ontology annotation, molecular function: DNA-binding transcription factor activity, RNA polymerase II-specific; zinc ion binding; DNA binding. NCBI's taxonomy places the organism in Eukaryota, Fungi, Ascomycota, Sordariomycetes, Hypocreales, Hypocreaceae. The record is from RefSeq and is a predicted model, not a curated record.